Messenger RNA from Aphanomyces astaci, 971 nucleotides. RefSeq lists its product as hypothetical. Bases 22 to 882 code for a protein of 286 amino acids. The transcript has a single exon. NCBI's taxonomy places the organism in Eukaryota, Oomycota, Saprolegniomycetes, Saprolegniales, Verrucalvaceae. The record is from RefSeq and is a predicted model, not a curated record.
UUUUAUCGAGUCUUCACAACCAUGACCAGCGCUCUCGGCGCUAGUCCCGCGGACAACAACGCAGGAGACCAACCGAUAGACAACCAGCAACAGCUACAGUCACCGACGGAUGACUUUCACAUGUUGGACAAAUCGCUGGUAGUAGUCACGGACCUCCUGUUGAUUGCGAACGAGGACCGCCAUUCCGACAGCUCGACCUUGCGCGACUCGAUAUUCCUCGACGACGAGCUCGUACUAACCAAGGCCAAGCUGGCGGAAAUGCAGCGGGUUUGCACCGACUUGGAUUUUCAGGUGAAGCAGCUCGAAGCCGCCAAGUUACUGUGGGACGUCACCCGACUCGCCAUGGACUUUCAAGUGAUCAAGGACAAGGACGCGCACAGUCGCAUUCGAAACCGACUCGAGGACGAGCUCAUCCGCGCCUCCCACGCGGCCAAGUUCUUCCGCGCGGAAGCGGACAAGCUACAGGACCAAGUCGUAGCCAAGGACACUCGGAUCCAGGAGCUCGAAGCCCAAGUGCAGCUACUCCAAAACAAGAACGACAUGAACCUCCGGUUGAAGCAGCUCGAAGCCCAGGUGCACCAGCUCACGGCAACCAACCGCACCCUUAUCACAGAGAACCACGAACUCAAAGUGCACCAGUAUGAGCUCCAGCACGACCUCCAGCCGGUCCAGCGGUCGUCGUCGUGGAACUUGUUCAAUCAAAACAAAGCCACGUCCAAAGCCAAAGGCGUCGUGCUGCUGAAAAAGUCGACCAAUUCGCCGACCCCAACCAAAGAAGUGCAGCCGACGGUCAAGUCUUCGGCCAACUUGGAGCUGAUCCGAAUGUUGAAGCGGGAGCUGGACGACAACAAACAACGCGAUUCCAUCGACGCGUGGUACUGACGUAGGCGCGGAAGUUAUAGUUAUUUAGAAUAGGGCAAUUAUUAUUACCACAUAAAGUAGUUAAGUUAUAAGGAAUUGACGACGCGAUA